Molecule: messenger RNA, 3065 nt
Organism: Amaranthus tricolor (Joseph's coat)
Lineage: Eukaryota; Viridiplantae; Streptophyta; Magnoliopsida; Caryophyllales; Amaranthaceae
Product: protein transport protein SEC23 E-like
Exons: 12
Coding region: 349-2694 (781 amino acids)
Biological process (GO): COPII-coated vesicle budding; endoplasmic reticulum to Golgi vesicle-mediated transport; COPII-coated vesicle cargo loading
Cellular component (GO): endoplasmic reticulum exit site; COPII vesicle coat
Molecular function (GO): GTPase activator activity; zinc ion binding
Source: RefSeq, a predicted model, not a curated record
CGACAAUUAAACAAGCCGUUAGAGUAACAAAAUAUUUGAAGUUUUAUAUCAAAAUAUCAAACUCAUGAUGAAAUUGCAAUUGCACGAGCACCUCAUUGUACAUUUGUACUAACUACUAUCAAACCAUAUUCAAGAAUCAAGAUCAAAAAUUGACUUUUCCCCAUAUCUAUUCUCCCCUCUUCUCCCUUGUCUUCCUCUCCAUCAUCAUCAUCAUCAUUCAUCCUUUGUGACCCUUCCCACCUCCAUUUCUUCCGGGGGUCAAUUCCCUUUCACCCAAAAAAAAUCCCCCAAAAAAUUAAAAACACCAUUUUAAAUCCUCAAAAAACGAAAAAAUAACUUGAAUUAUCAAUGGCAACACCAGAAAUGGUAGGAACUCAACCAAUUUCAUCAGAUCCAGAAGGAAUUGAUGGAGUUAGAAUGACAUGGAAUGCUUGGCCUCGGACAAAAGUCGAAUCAUCAAAGUGUGUUAUCCCAAUUGCUGCUUCAAUUUCUCCGAUCCAUUCACACCCAGAAAUUUUAACACUCCCUUAUGCUCCCCUUCGUUGUAAGACUUGUGUUGCUGCCUUGAAUCCAUUUUGUCGGGUCGAUUUCACUGCAAGGAUCUGGAUCUGCCCUUUUUGCUUUCAACGGAAUCAUUUUCCUCCGCAUUAUUCCGGUAUAUCGGAAACUAAUCUACCAGCUGAGCUCUAUCCACAAUACACGACUUUAGCUUAUUCGUUGUCGGGUUUGAAUCAAGACCCGCAACAUCAAAAUUUGCCGCCUGUGUAUUUGUUCGUUCUUGAUACUUGUAUGAUUGAGGAGGAAUUAGGGUUUGUGAAAUCCGCAUUGCGUAGAGCGAUUGUUUCCUUACCUGAUAAUGCCCUUGUUGGGUUUAUUUCAUUUGGUACUCAAGUGCAUGUUCAUGAAUUGGGGUUUUCGGAUAUGAAUAAAGUCUAUAUAUUUAGGGGUUCUAAGGAGAUUAGUAAAGAUCAGGUGUUGGAUCAGCUUGGAUUGGGCCCUGCUUCUCGUAGAGGUGGACCUGGUACUGUUGGGGUUGGGCCUGGAUACCCUAAACCGGUUAUGCAAAAUGGGUUGCCAGGUGAUGGGGUUAAUCGGUUCUUGUUGCCGGCUUCCGAGUGCGAGUAUUCACUUAAUGCUUUAUUGGAUGAGCUACAAACAGACCAGUGGCCUGUUCAACCUGGAAGUAGAGCAUUACGAUGCACUGGUGUGGCGUUAAGUGUUGCUGCAGGGUUGCUUGGAGCAUGUUUGCCUGGAACUGGUGCUCGGAUUAUAGCUUUGGUGGGUGGUCCUUGCACAGAAGGGCCAGGAACGAUUGUUUCUAAAGAUUUGUCAGAUCCUGUACGUUCCCACAAGGAUCUUGAUAAAGAUGCUGCACCCUACUUCCAUAAAGCAGUAAAAUUUUAUGAUAAUUUAGGAAAACAGCUUGUUAACCAGGGUCAUGUUUUGGACCUCUAUGCGUCUGCACUUGAUCAGGUUGGAGUGGCAGAGAUGAAGGUUGCUGUGGAAAAAACUGGUGGUCUUGUUGUGUUAUCAGAGAGUUUUGGUCACUCAGUGUUCAAAGACUCGUUCAAGCGUCUGUUUGAUGUAGGAGAACAGUCUCUUGGUUUGUGCUUUAAUGGCACGCUUGAGGUAUACUGUUCCAAGGAUAUAGUAAUUCAAGGUGUUAUCGGACCUUGCACAUCUCUAGAAAAGAAAGGAGUUUCUGUAUCCGAUACAGUCAUUGGACAGGGAAAUACUAUGGCAUGGAAGUUGUGUAGUCUUGACAAAAAUACUUGUUUGACUGUCUUCUUUGAUAUAUCAUCUAGUGAACGAGCAAGUUCUCCUGGAUCACAAUUGUAUCUUCAGUUUUUGACCAGUUAUCAGACCCCAGAUGGUCAAACAAUGCUUCGGAUAACAACUGUCUGCAGAAACUGGUUUGAAAGUGUUGUUGGUUCAGAGGAACUUAUACGAGGCUUUGAUCAAGAAACUGCUGCUGUAGUAAUGGCUCGAUUAUGUUCCCAUAAGAUGGAAAUGGAGGAAGGAUUUGAUGCUACACGGUGGUUGGAUCGAAACUUAAUACGCCUUUGCUCCAAAUUUGGCGAAUACCGGAAAGAUGACCCAUCAUCAUUUACAUUAAAUCCUUGCUUUUCUUUAUUGCCCCAGUUUAUGUUUAACCUUAGACGGUCACAAUUUGUGCAGGUUUUCAAUAAUAGUCCUGAUGAAACGGCCUAUUUCCGCAUGCUGUUGAAUCGCGAGAACAUUACCAAUGCAGUUGUGAUGAUCCAGCCAUCUCUAAUAUCAUAUUCCUUCAAUGCUCCGCCAUCUCCUGCAUUGUUAGAUGUGGCAUCCAUUGCCGCUGACCGCAUACUUUUGUUGGAUGCGUAUUUUAGUGUGGUUAUCUUCCACGGAAUGACUAUUGCUCAGUGGCGCAAUAUGGGCUACCAGAAUCAACCUGAACACCAGGCUUUCAAAGAUUUAUUAGAAGCUCCACAUCAGGAUGCUCAGAUGAUCAUCCAAGAUCGAUUCCCCGUCCCCAGAUUGGUUGUCUGUGAUCAACACGGUUCUCAGGCUAGAUUUCUGUUGGCAAAGCUGAACCCAUCAGCAACAUACAACAACGUCAACGAAAUGGGGGCUGUUUCUGACGUAAUUUUUACGGAUGAUGUUAGUCUACAAGUGUUCUUUGAGCAUCUUCAGAGAUUGGCUGUGCAAUCUUGAUGACACGAACGAUAAAUGUUCAAGUUGUACAAGUUAAAACAAUAUGAAGUCGUGAAUAUCUCGGGUUCUCAAGAUGUUAACCACUCAAUGCCUACGAGUCCUCUCAGCUAAAGAUAAUUGUGGACAUACGUAAUUCUUUUGAGGGGCUUAUUGGAGGCAUUUUGACGGUCGACACAUAAAAGAGAGCGAUACCGGCCAUUGCGUUUUUGUAACUUUAUACAGAAGACAAAUUCGAUAUAUAUUGUGAUAAUAUCAGAUGUUUGAGGCAGUUGAUUUUAAUCGGAAUAUCUUUCCCUCCUCGUAAUCGUCACAGCUUAUGAAUAUGUUUUUUCGUCUUCGUUUUUGAUGAUUUCGGUAUUUCGAAUUCUUUA